This is a messenger RNA of Carassius auratus (goldfish), 3463 nucleotides long. RefSeq names its product cadherin-related family member 1-like. Gene Ontology annotation, biological process: homophilic cell-cell adhesion. The record is from RefSeq and is a predicted model, not a curated record. Lineage: Eukaryota; Metazoa; Chordata; Actinopteri; Cypriniformes; Cyprinidae. The transcript is spliced from 17 exons. Gene Ontology annotation, molecular function: calcium ion binding. Bases 90 to 2687 code for a protein of 865 amino acids. Gene Ontology annotation, cellular component: cell-cell junction; plasma membrane.
UCUGAAAUAAACACCCUCAGAAGGACUCUGCUGUAGCUCUCUUCACUAGUGCGCUGUCUGGCCUGCUGUAACUGCUUUGCUUUCUUAAGAUGAAGAAUGAUAUGGAAAUUCAGUUUUCAUCAGUUCUUCUGCUAGCACAUUUCUGCCUUGCACAGACUGAUUACGCACCCUAUUUCUAUGACAAUGGGCCUAACAGUAACAAUGGUAAUAUGGCACUGUUAAAUCUCUCAGAGGACACACCAAAAGGAACACAGAUAUAUAUUCUUAAUGGAACCGAUCCAGAAGGCCAGCCAGUAAAGUAUGGAAUGACCUUUGAACCCGGGUCCAAAGAAUAUUUUCGUGUCCAUCCCAAAUCUGGAGCAGUAACUCUAAUAGAGGAACUUGACAGAGAGGCACAAGAUGAGAUUGAAGUCUCUGUCAGUAUCUCAGAUAGCCUUAAUAAAGUAGCUGAAAAGGUUUCAGUUUUUGUCAUGGAUGCCAAUGAUGAGAGUCCACAGUUUCAGAACAUGCCUUCCAUUGUAGAUGUCCCUGAGAACACUACAUCUGGGAAUAGCAUCUACAAAGUGCAGGCAGUGGACAGAGACACCGGCUCAGGGGGAUCAGUCACUUACUUCCUCCAGAGCAGUGAACCGAGCACAAAGUUUGCCAUUGACCAUCAUAGUGGUGUGUUACGGAUAAAACCAGGUGAAACCCUCGAUUAUGAGAAAUCCCGCACACAUUUCAUCACUGUGGUGGCAAAGGAUGGAGGGGGUAUUUACAAGGGAAAGCAACAAGUGAUGUCAUCAUCUGCCACUUUGACUAUAAAUGUGAUUGACACUCAAGACACUCCUCCUGUGUUUGUUGGGACUCCUUACUUUGGUUAUGUCUAUGAGGUCUCCUCACCUGGAUCUGAGAUAUUUACUGUUUUUGCCAAAGAUGGAGACAUGGAUAAUCCAAAUCCAAUCAUGUAUUCAAUAGAUUCUGGAGCAGAUGGUGUUUUUGCCAUCAAUCAAACCAGUGGAUGUAUCAUUCUGAAGGUGUACCCAGCAGACCUGAGGAGAGAAGUCUAUAAUAUUAAAGUCAAGGCUUUAGAGGUUAGUCCAGAAGGAAAACGCUUGGACAUUGCAGUCACCACAGUGACCAUUCGGGUAGUGGAUCUGAACAACCAUCCACCCACAUUCUUUGGACAGAAUGGACCACAGAACGUGUUUGAGUUAACUAUGUAUGAGCAUCCUCCAGAGGGAGAGUUCCUGAGAGGCUUGAAAAUAACAGUCAAUGACUCCGACCAGGGAUCAAAUGCAAAAUUUCACCUCAGACUGGUGGGCCCAGGCCGCAUGCUACGAGUGGUUCCUCAAACCGUCCUGAAUGAAGCCCAAGUCACUGUCCUGGUAGAGGAUUCUGCAGCAAUGGAUUUUGAGAAAUCACAAUUCCUGACAUUUAAGCUCCUCGCUGUAGAAGUUGACACCCCUGAGAGAUUUAGUGCCACGGCAGACAUAAUCAUUCAUCUGCUAGACACCAAUGAUAAUGCUCCCAAAUUCUCCUCUGAUUUUUACAUCGCCCGGAUUCCAGAAAAUUCGCCCGGAGGAUCCAGUGUUGUGUCUGUGACAGCCACAGAUCCUGAUUCUGGUCUUUGGGGUGUGGUCAGAUACUCCAUCUAUGGCUCAGGAUCAGACCUUUUUUUCAUUCAGCCUGAUUCUGGAAUCAUCUACACUCAGCCCUGGGCCAGUCUGGACACCGAAGUCAAAUCCAAGUAUAACUUCUAUGUGAAAGCCGAAGAUACUGACGGAAAAUACAGCCUUGCAGAAGUCUUUGUCACCAUUAUGGACCUCAAUGACCAUUCACCAGCAUUUCAUGAAAACUCUCUGGAGAAAACGAUGGUGAUUGGUGCACCAGUGAAAAUAGAGGCAAUUGAUGAAGAUGCAGAAGAGCCCAAUAAUGUAAUUGAAUACUCCAUCAUGAAGUCUGACCCAGAUGACAUAUUUAACAUUGAUGCAGACACAGGAGAAAUAAAACUGAAGCCGUACAUCAAAUCCAUGGACAUAGUGCAGAAUAUUACCAAUCACAAAGAAUGUACCUGGACUGUGGUUGUUCAGGCCAAAGACAGAGGUUCACCUUCCUUCAGCACCACUACGGUGGUUAAGAUUGACAUCACAGAAGCGACUCAACUCAAGGGACCUUUGACGUCCUUUUUAUUGAAAAGUAGGGAAAAUCCCUUGCAAUUGCUAGGCUUGAUCAGUGGUGUCAUUAUAAUCAUGGUUUUAGUAACAGUUUUCAUAUCUACUAUUUUGUACAUGAGAAAUGUAAAGUCCAACAAGAUCCUACCCUCCCGUCGCAUUAUAAAAAGAAAGCGUAAACCCCGAAGACAAGAAGACUUCCAGCAACCAUUCAGAGAGGAAUGUUAUGGAGGUAAGUUUAGAAAUGAGGAUCUGGAGAGCCCUACAGCAGACAAUAUCAACUUUAACAAUAACGUCAAAGUGUGUUCUCAUCGAGCCCCUCCGUCGCCUCCUAAUGUCCCCAUCAUGCCCCCGCCGUUGCCAACGCACUAUAGACACGGUGAACGGGGGUGGACGGUACCUACAGUUUCUGCCUCAGUGGCCUCCAAGGCAAAGAAAAAAUCUCAAAGGGGAAAAGACAAUACUGUCAACACAGCACUGGUUUCUGAACUCAAACUUAGACUGGAGCAGAAAAACAUGGCAAACCGAUACUGAUGAAAUGCGUGUAUAUAAAUACCAAUGUUCAGUGGAGAGAAGACUUGUCCCUCUGCUAAUUCUCUGUCAUGUUUCUUCUGACCAAGGAGAUUUAAGGCAAGAUUUGAGCAAGAACAAGAUCUCAGCAAGCCAGCUCUGGAAGCUUCUUACUGUACAAUAUGUUUUCUAAUGCGUGCAGUUUAGCUGGAAUUGCAGGUUGAACCUAGUUGAAAUGAGGCAAAGUGUCCCUAGCCAAGACUAACACCCUGAUAAUCGGCAUGCUAGGACUCUGUGUACUGCCCUCUUCUGGAUGGAAAAUAAUUGGUUAAUGUUUACUGUAUGUUUCUCAAACAGUUCAUGCAUACAUACAUGCUUUUUCUUUUUUUUUACUUUGGAUAACUGGCAUGGAAAUUUAAUUAUGACUAUGUUUUUUUCUUUGUUAGUUUUUAAAGGGAUUUUUUUUGUGUGUUGCUGAGGCCAGUAAACACAUGCAUUCUGAUUAUCAUAUGGUAUCUUUUAGACCUUGAAUAAACACUUGCAAUGCCAAAUUCUGAACAAUAAUUCGCUGGUUUAUUUAGUAAAUGAUUUUGACUGAUGGACCCCUGAAAAUCACAAGCAGAUAGGAUAUUACAUAAUUAUUUAAGUAAAUAGUUAUCUUCCUGGCCUUUAUUGAGGAAAACCAGCAACGUUACCAAAUUGUGCAAUGUUUCAUCAAUUUAAUGUCAUUGUUUAUGAAGUUUAGUAUGAAAUGUCAAAUAAUCGUUGGAUUGAUCUCUGUUUAUAUUCAACCUUUUGUA